UGUCUCAUUUUACUUCAUCACCACCAUGAUGUUUUGGGGACUAGAAAAAAAACUCCAAAAACUAUAUAAUGACUCCCCUCUAAAUUUCUACUACUGAUUAACAAUUAUGCCAAGUAUGAACAUUUGAUUUAAGUGUGAACUUCUGGGAGAAAAACGUGGAAAUAACUAAAUGCAAUUUUAGUCUGGACAUGGACAAUAAUAAAGAGUGCUAAAUAUUUAUCGAUUGCAAAAGUGUCAGGUGCAGUUUGAGUACAUGUCUCUACAAGGAACUGGAUGCUCACUGACUGAACAAGAAGGACUGCAUACUGUAAGAGGGUGUUGAAAGAUUGCGAAGUUUCUCGUUAAGAACAAGUGAACAUCAAGCAGAGCCAAAGAGACAGAGAAAGAACGAAGAGAGGAGAUCAGUUCUGACAUUCAAGAUGAAAGACUCGGCCUCCUGCUCUUUCUCAGUGCGUGUGUGCGUGUGUGUGUGUGCGCAGUGUCAGUGCUCCAGCGUACUACUAUUUGUGGUUCAAUCUAUGCCAGAGAUUUAUGUUACACUAUCUAUGAAAUACACACUGCCUGAAAUGUGUGGAUAUAUAAAACAAUAAAAAAACAAAACCUCUAUAAAAAAGCAGCUGUGUGAAUGUUGAAUGGCUUGGAGACAAAUGAAGUGUUUUUAGAUAAAAGAAUGGAUCCAUCUUUACAAAUGAUGAAUGAUCUUCCUUUUACUUUCUGAUUGGUGAAGUCCUGCUUCAUAUUCCUUUUGAAGUCCAAACUCAUAUAACUGAGGAAUCAUCAUUUACCAACCUAAGAGGUACCCAGGACAUCCGGAUUUAUAAACGCUCUACUGCUUUUAAACAUACAAUUUACAUAUUAAAUAAGAUUAGAAAACUUCACUCUGCCAGCCCUGGGCAUGCCCAGGCCAAAGGACAUGAGAGAUCCUAGAUUUCCUCCAGGGUAUCCUGACUCAUCUGAAUGAUGUAAGCACUCAAGAAAAGUCUGGAAAUGGCAUUACCAUGACGAGGAAGCUUCAGUAGUAAACUGUGUCUACAAUUUAUACUGCAUCCUGCAUCCGGACAACCCAACCCUUCCCAAACCAACCCAAACCAGCCCAGAGGAGCCCAGCUUAGUUAAGGGGUUUUCCUUCCUUUCGUCUUUCCUACCUUCUUUCCUUCCAGAAUACAUAGAGGUAAAGGGCACAGAGGGAGCAUGAUCUAUCGUCCACAAUCCUGGCUUACAAAACAAAAUGAGGGAUUUCCACUCCCAACCUUUUUCCUGAGGUCAACCCAACACAAGGCCACCUUGAUAAGUCCGGCUUAGCGGGGCACUCGAGUUUCAAUGCUCCACGCCGCUCUAAAAUGAAGUUAUGGAAAAAGGCCAUUUUUGCCUUUAUACUCUUUAGUGCUGCUUUCCCUCUCCUGCUCAUCGUAACAAUGAUACCCACUGAGUCCAUCAUUCCCUGGGCAUCAACUGUGUCUGUACAUCCUUCAACAAUAGCCCCAUCACCACCACCACCACCACCAUCAUCAUUUUUGCCCAAGGUGACCAGUCAUCAGCGGGUGGUCCGAGCAUCUGAGGACAUGGGUUCCUUCCUAUCUGAGUUUUCCUACCUGUUUCAGAGCUUCACUGAGAGUGAGCUGCAGAGGGUCAUCAGAUCACUAGUGGAGAGGAAAGUUGUGAGAAGAACCAAGCGGGCGAAAAACCCAGAGGCCUGCUCGUUGCACCAGGUGGUGGUAACAGUGAGUGAGCUGGGCCUGGGCUAUGAAAGCGAUGAGACAGUGCACUUCCGUUACUGCAGAGGGAAGUGCAACAGACGCCUCAGCAACUAUGACAUGGUGCUGAAAAACCUGAUCCUGAACAAGGCAACUGAGAAAGACACAGCCACUAAGGGGGGCGCUGCUACGAUCGAAAGCGCACCCUACAGCCGCUGUUGCCGGCCCAUCAAAUACGAGAACAUGUCAUUCCUUUCAUUCCUUGACAAUAAGGCAAAGUUCUUCACUGUUCCAUACGUGUCAGCUAGAAAGUGUGGCUGUGUGUGACAAUAAAAGGUUUGCUAAGAUGAUCACGCCAGUCAUGGGAUUAUCUAAGCAUACAUGUAUGUAUGGAUGGGAGCUUCAGAAAGAGGCUUGAGUCAAUUAGGUGGAAGUGAAAAGUGCACCAUAUCCAUGAAAACUGACUUAGAGAAUCCAUGCAUUUCAUAAUCCAAGCCACAGGUUCAAAGGUUGUGUCUGACACUCUGGCAGUGCAGAAGGUAGGAAGAUGGAAGUUUUGUGAUUAUGCUUUUAAGGGUUUCUGCAGAGUCAAAAAUGAUUUUGAGCUUAAAAGAAAAAAAAAAUGCUUUACUGAUUUGAUGGCUUGUAAAGUAGCAACCUUCAGUGCUAAGACACAACACUGGCCUUUUACUGAAGACAUGAAACUGUUACACCGAGUGGCAACUGCAAUAAUGAAAAUCCAGAAUAAUUUUAAAGAAGAAAUUUCCAUAUGGACUAAAGCAGUAUAGGAAAGUGGUGGGUUUUUUUUGUUUGUUUGUUUUUGUAACAAAUAAUAUCUGUACAUUCAAGUAUGAAGUUAUCCACAACUACCUCAUUUGUAUUUGGUUACAGAAAAAUGCAUCACACCAAUUCCCUUGUGGUCAACUAUUCAUUGCUACAAAUGUUUAAAAAGACAGUCUUCUCAGGUCAAAUACUGUAAAUAAUACCAGCAUGCACGGUUACUUGAAGUGAAAACCCAUCAACUUUCACUCUCAUUUCAUUUUCUCCAGCUUCUCUUAAAUUAAUUUCAUCCCCAAUCCAAAUACAGAGCUACUUCCUUGUAGUAGGUCAUGAACACUGUGAUGUCUGAGACACUUCUGUUGAUGUGAUAAAAUAAUUAUUAUAUUCACAUUCGCUGGAUAUGAGCAAUUGCACACUCUGAUUGGCUACUCUAUUAGUAGGCUAUCAGCUCAUAUAGCGUGAGUAGAGAAAACAAAAUGGCAGAGCGUGUUGCUGAACCAACCGAGGAUGAAAUAAAAACUCUUCUUGAAAACAAAACCCUAAAAAAUAAAAAAAAGCAAAAAAAUAUGGAAUGAAAGUAC
This is a messenger RNA of Neoarius graeffei (lesser salmon catfish), 3055 nucleotides long. RefSeq names its product artemin. The record is from RefSeq and is a predicted model, not a curated record. Bases 1341 to 2021 code for a protein of 226 amino acids. The transcript is spliced from 4 exons. Lineage: Eukaryota; Metazoa; Chordata; Actinopteri; Siluriformes; Ariidae. Gene Ontology annotation, molecular function: growth factor activity; glial cell-derived neurotrophic factor receptor binding; receptor tyrosine kinase binding.